AUUAUUAUUACAGUGUGGUGUAAAUGAAGGCUGUAUUAUUCAUAUGAUUUUAACCCCAACUUGAAUGGGGACCUAUCGCAAAAACAGCGUCUUCUAGCUCGCUCAGCCGUCAACAGUCCACUCGACUGCUUAAUCAGGGAGAUAAGGUUAUCGGUCGCCGUUCAGAUCUUUGAAUUGCAAAAACAUACAGUUAUUUCUCUACAACUGUGCACAAUGCGAUGAGAACGGCACGCAGACAUUCUGAUAUUUAGGUUUGAAAAAAAGAAGAAAAAAAGAAAGAUGCCUGGUGAAGCGCGGCUACAUCAGUGUGCCUCUACUGCAGGCCAUCUGAACACCACAACGAUUGAGAUAUGAUGUCGGGCUUGAACGUGGCAUGCAGCGCCGUUAUUGUCCUGUUCGGAGCGGUUUGCAGCGUUUUCAUAUUCUGUGAGUAUCUGAUUUAUUACGCCGCGAUAUUACAGUGUGGUUGGCCAGGGAUCGACCGUGGUGCGCCGGCGGGUGAGAAGAGCGCAAACGGGCAGCCAAAUGCGGAAGUUAUGCGCGCUAUGGUGCUUUCAGACACGCACCUCCUCGGCGCUGUCGGAGGACACUGGUUCGACAAACUGCGAAGAGAAUGGCAGAUGGAACGGGCUUUCCAGACCGCCCUGACACUGCUCAGGCCCGAGGUCGUUUUUAUUCUGGGAGACGUGUUCAACGAGGGGAAGUGGAGCUCUCCAAAGAACUGGGAGGAUGAUGUUCAUCGUUUCCAGAAGGUGUUCAGACAUCCCAGUGACACAGAGCUGGUAGUGCUGGUUGGAAACCACGACGUCGGCUUCCACUACGAAAUGGACUGGUUCAAGUUACAGCGCUUUGAGAAGGCCUUCAAUACCACCUCCACCAGAAUGGUCACCAAGAAAGGAGUUAACUUCCUAUUGGUUAACAGCGUGGCGUUGCAUGGUGACGGCUGUUCUAUCUGCCAAUCAGUGGAGAAACAGCUGUGCACACUCUCUAGGGACCUCAACUGUUCACUACUACAGAAUUCCCAGUCCAGCGAAUUAUGUCGAGACGCAUGGACCUACCCUCCUACACCACCCAUUAUCCUGCAGCAUUACCCUCUGUACCGGGAGAGCGAUGCGGGCUGUACGGGUCGGGACGCUGCUCCUUCUGAAGAGCGCCACCUGCUGUUCAGAGAGAAGUACGACGCGCUGUCUCAGGAGGCCUCUCACAGGCUGUUGCAGUGGUUUAAGCCCCGCCUGGUUCUCAGUGGCCACACCCACAGCGGCUGUCAGGUUCUCCAUGACAACCAGUACCCAGAGAUCAGUGUUCCGUCCUUCAACUGGAGGAACCGCAACAACCCCAGUUUUAUCCUGGGUUCGUUCUCCCCCGGCGGCUACGGCCUGUCUAAGUGUUUCCUCCCAGAGGAGACCACAGUGAUAGCCCUCUACUGUUCUACCGGAGCCAGUCUCCUCCUCCUCCCUCUGGUCCACUGCCUGUGGAUGAGAGGUCUCCUGCGGUGCCUCGACUUCUGUCCCAUCAGCAAACACAAGUCUCUCAGACCGUCUCAGGUAGAGGUUGUCCCUGACUGCUGAAUGAUACAGGGUCAGAUACUGUAUGCUGUCAUCCCUCUAAUGCAGAGGUGGCUAAGCUGUCAUCCCUCUAAUGCAGAGGUGGCUACGCUGUCAUCCCUCUAAUGCAGAGGUGGCUACGCUGUCAUCCCUCUAAUGCAGUGAGGUGGCUACGCUGUCAUCGCUCUAAUGCAGUGAGGUGGCUACGCUGUCAUCCCUCUAAUGCAGUGAGGUGGCUACGCUGUCAUCCCUCUAAUGCAGCGAGGUGGCUACGCUGUCAUCCCUCUAAUGCAGUGAGGUGGCUACGCUGUCAUCCCUCUAAUGCAGAGGUGGCUACGCUGUCAUCCCUCUAAUGCAGCGAGGUGGCUACGCUGUCAUCCCUCUAAUGCAGUGAGGUGGCUACGCUGUCAUCCCUCUAAUGCAGAGGUGGCUACGCUGUCAUCCCUCUAAUGCAGAGGUGGCUACGCUGUCAUCGCUCUAAUGCAGAGGUGGCUACGCUGUCAUCCCUCUAAUGCAGAGGUGGCUAAGCUGUCAUCCCUCUAAUGCAGUGAGGUGGCUACGCUGUCAUUGCUCUAAUGCACAGGUGGCUACGCUGUCAUCCCUCUAAUGCAGAGGUGGCUACGCUGUCAUCCCUCUAAUGCAGUGAGGUGGCUACGCUGUCAUCCCUCUAAUGCAGAGGUGGCUACGCUGUCAUCCCUCUAAUGCAGAGGUGGCUACGCUGUCAUCCCUCUAAUGCAGUGGUGGCUACGCUGUCAUUGCUCUAAUGCACAGGUGGCUACGCUGUCAUUGCUCUAAUGCACAGGUGGCUACGCUGUCAUCCCUCUAAUGCAGAGGUGGCUACGCUGUCAUCCCUCUAAUGCAGUGAGGUGGCUACGCUGUCAUCCCUCUAAUGCAGAGGUGGCUACGUGGCUAUGCUGUCAUCCCUCUAAUGCAGCGAGGUGGCUACGCUGUCAUCCCUCUAAUGCAGAGGUGUCUACGCUGUCAUCCCUCUAAUGCAGAGGUGGCUACGCUGUCAUCCCUCUAAUGCAGAGGUGGCUACGCUGUCAUCCCUCUAAUGCAGAGGUGGCUAUGCUGUCAUCCCUCUAAUGCAGAGGUGGCUAUGCUGUCAUCCCUCUAAUGCAGCGAGGUGGCUACGCUGUCAUCCCUCUAAUGCAGAGGUGGCUACGCUGUCAUCCCUCUAAUGCAGAGGUGGCUACGCUGUCAUCCCUCUAAUGCAGAGGUGGCUAUGCUGUCAUCCCUCUAAUGCAGCGAGGUGGCUAUGCUGUCAUCGCUCUAAUGCAGAGGUGGCUAUGCUGUCAUCCCUCUAAUGCAGAGGUGGCUACGCUGUCAUCCCUCUAAUGCAGAGGUGGCUACGCUGUCAUCCCUCUAAUGCAGAGGUGGCUACGCUGUCAUCCCUCUAAUGCAGAGGUGGCUACGCUGUCAUCCCUCUAAUGCAGCGAGGUGGCUAUGCUGUCAUCGCUCUAAUGCAGAGGUGGCUACGCUGUCAUCGCUCUAAUGCAGAGGUGGCUAUGCUGUCAUCCCUCUAAUGCAGAGGUGUCAAUGCUGUCAUCCCUCUAAUGAAGAGGUGUCAAUGCUGUCAUCCCUCUAAUGAAGAGGUGACCAACACUCCUACUGGAGAGCUACUGGUACCUGCUUCACCCUAUAGAACCGAACCGUACUCCGCUGGCUCAGAUAUUUUCUUUGGUCCAAUUGUCCUUUCCAGUACGGUUCCAGCAACUAUGAUGGUUGCAUUAGCAGGCUAGCCCAGUACAGCUCUGCUCGGGUUAGUAGAGUUCUCCAGGACCAGUGUUGACCAACCCUGCCUUAGUAGUACCCUAACAAUUAGUACUGGGGAUGCAGUAAUCUGACUCUGGUUCUGUAGUUAAGUCCAGCUUCUACCUGGAGAGCACCUGUGUGUUGGAAUCACGUUGGCUCUAUUCAUGGCAUUUCUAUCUACACAUAUGGUGGCCCCUGAAAGUAUUAAGGUUCACAGUCUCCCAUCUCCCUCUGGGCCUGUAUUCAUGAAGCAUCUCAGAGCAGGAGCGCCGAUCUAGGAUCAGGUCUAUUCCUGUCCAUGGAAUCUCAUUCAAUGUGAUCUUAAAGGCAAAACUGAUCCUAGAUCAGAGGCUUUUUAAAUACAGGCUCUGACCUCCACUGUCUGUAUCUACAGUACAGAAGUCCAAUAGAAGAUAUGCAUGUCUUCAACCAGCAUUUGAUGUCUAAAGACGCACACAGAUCCUAUGGCCCUACAGUGUCAAUGUGCUUAUUUUAAAGACUUUUGUCUCGCAGCUGUUCUUUCUGUGCCAAAUGUAUGUAAAUUCCUGAUGUAAAUGAUAAUAAAGCAGAUUAUGUCAACA
This is a messenger RNA of Coregonus clupeaformis (lake whitefish), 3880 nucleotides long. Its product is annotated as metallophosphoesterase 1. Gene Ontology annotation, molecular function: phosphoric diester hydrolase activity. The coding region runs from base 351 to 1568 and encodes 405 amino acids. Gene Ontology annotation, cellular component: endoplasmic reticulum-Golgi intermediate compartment. The transcript has 9 exons. The record is from RefSeq and is a predicted model, not a curated record. Gene Ontology annotation, biological process: endoplasmic reticulum to Golgi vesicle-mediated transport; GPI anchor biosynthetic process. Lineage: Eukaryota; Metazoa; Chordata; Actinopteri; Salmoniformes; Salmonidae.